GGCGGGGCUCCUGAGGUAUCUUCAUCAGUUUUCUGCUAUGGCAAUGUUGCUCCAUCCUUCAGUGCUCAUCUCAAUCUCACCAACUCCUCCACUCUCCACUGACUCCUCAAGGGAGCAAUUCUCUUCUCCUUUGAGUGCUAGUGGGUUCAUUAUUGCGGUGGAUGGCAAUGGGGACGUACUCAUGGUUACCACGGCCUCAUGGCUCAGUGAGGUACUGGAGAUCCAAUUCUUAGAUACAGAGCAGGUAUCAUGGAAAUUUCGUGGUGACAUGUCCAUUCAAGAACCGCAGUUUGUCGUGCUUGUGCAGAGGGCCUGUGAUUCAUCAACGAAGACAUGCCAGAUGAGUGCUUCUAUUGCAAACGUGUGUCUCAUGAAGGAUGUGUUAGUAUUACUAAGAGAAGAACUUCACUCUCUAUCUCACUGGAGAACAGCCAUUGGAGAGAAAGGUGACAGUCCAACAACCCUCACAGAGUCUCUGCUGAUCCCACUCUCUUGUCUGGUACUGUUGAAACUCACCACUUCAACGGAUGCAAGAUUAACCGACAGAUUGUGUUUCACUUUUUCGCCACCUGCUCUGGGUCAGUCCGUCGUUGCUAUUGGUACCCCCUUUGGAGCGUUCUGUCCUGAGGUGUUCUACAACUGCCAAUCACCUGGAACUGUCUGUAAAGUACUGGGGAGUAGAAAUGGAGUGUUAGUGACUGAUGCCAGUCUACCUUGUGGUAGUGAGGGUGCAAUUAUUGUGGCAGAAGCUACAACAGUUUGCGAUACUAACCGAGUCAUCAAUGUGCUGGGAAUGGUCAUUGCAGGUUUAUUAUCCGGGAAUGGUCAUUCCUCUGGACUGUCUCUAGCUUGCUCGGCUCACUCAAUGUGGCAGGCCCUCCACGGUAGUAGUGGUUUGAGUAGAAAAUUGCUCCAGCAGUUAACCCAUCCAAUUGCACAAGAUCUGACUGUUGACAAAGAAUCUCCCCAGAGCCUGAGAGAAGCAGUGGUGUUGGUAAUGAGUGGUGGUGAGUGGGCUUCUGGUAUGCUACUCUCUGACACUGUGGUCCUAACCUGUCAUCAUGUCGUCAAUAACGACAAAGAUAUCACCGUGCGUACUGAAAGCGGUGAAUCAUUCAAAGCACAAGUCAUCUUCACAAACCCAAUACCAGAUUGUGCUCUCCUCAAACUGUCAAUGCCCGUCCACCAUUCUCAUCCACUAAUCACUGCGUCGAAAUCUCCAGACGCCAAAUCUCCACCAGACAAAGUUUACAGCAGUUGCUUCAAAGAACACCCCCAGGCCAUUGAAGGGAGGAGUGUGACUAUCAUAGGAUACGGAUGUCAAGACCCGUACACACCGGGAUACCAUUCUCCUCUCCUGACUAGAGGUUGCGUGAUCAAGGCUGUGUGCAGUGAUGGAGGCCGUGUGGUGAUGUUGGUAACCACAGCUGUGCUUCUCCCGGGCAUGAGUGGAGGGUUAGUAGUGGACACGGUCACUGGGGAACCACUGGGAAUGGCCGUCAGUAACUCAAAGGACUUGGACAGUGGUGUCUGUUAUUCAAAGCUCAACUACUGCCUCCCUCUCUCGUGGAUAAUGCCCCCUCUCGUCCGCUACCUGGUAACCAACAAUGACAAGUGUCUACACAUUUUGACAACUCAAGGAAAGGAGUGCUCUAGCUUUUGGAAUCUUACUUCAUCAGUGUACAAUAAUAGAAUGGCUACGUGUAGUAAACUUUAAUUAAUUAUUGCUUUUUCUCCACGUACAUAGUGUUAAUUUUUAUUACUACUA
Molecule: messenger RNA, 1768 nt
Organism: Halichondria panicea
Lineage: Eukaryota; Metazoa; Porifera; Demospongiae; Suberitida; Halichondriidae
Product: peroxisomal leader peptide-processing protease-like
Exons: 7
Coding region: 38-1717 (559 amino acids)
Biological process (GO): regulation of fatty acid beta-oxidation; protein processing
Cellular component (GO): peroxisome
Molecular function (GO): serine-type endopeptidase activity
Source: RefSeq, a predicted model, not a curated record